Monoraphidium neglectum is the source of this 717-nucleotide messenger RNA. RefSeq lists its product as hypothetical. The record is from RefSeq and is a predicted model, not a curated record. The transcript is spliced from 4 exons. Bases 1 to 717 code for a protein of 238 amino acids. NCBI's taxonomy places the organism in Eukaryota, Viridiplantae, Chlorophyta, Chlorophyceae, Sphaeropleales, Selenastraceae.
AUGUCAGAGGAUAAUGAGAAGCCGUGGACGCGGCGGCUCCGCCAGCUGCGGGAACAGCGGGACCAAGCCGAGGCCGCGGCAGCGGCCGCAGCGGCAGACCCCAGCCGCUCGGGUCAGCACCACAAUCAUCCGCAGCAGCCCGAGGUCAUUCUUGAUGGCGAGCCGACAGAGCUGCAGAAGCAGCUGGUGGAGUGCUACCGCAAGACGUUCCUGGUGACGGGCGCGGCGCUGAUCGGCAGCGUGUUUCACUGGAACUAUGUCGGCAAGUUGAAGGUAGAACAGGUGUUUGUGCCGCCGCGGGCGCAGUCGCUGCCGGCGGAGGUCGUAGAGGGUUGGACCCGCAGCAUGCGCUUCAAGGAGGGUGUCCGUGCGGUUGGACGGCAGACCGUGUUUGCGACAGGCGUCGCGGCGCUGUACUUUGGUGCUGAGCUGGCGUCGCAGCGCUUGAGAGGCGUGAAGGACUGGGCUAACACCGCCGUCGCGGGCGCGGUCGCCGGCGGCUGCCUUGGCAGCAGGCUGCCAGGCCCCUCCCGCGCCCGGGGAGCCGCGCUGGGCGCCGCGCUGGGCAGCGCGCUGGGCGCCGCGUCGGGGCUGGCGCUGCAGCAGGCGGAGGCGAUGCUGCCGGAUGCGCAGCAGGCGGCGCAGGAGCGCGAGCGGGCCGCGGCGGACGCCCAGCGGCGGCUGUGGGAGGGGGAGGGGGGCGCUCAAGGCGGGUGA